AUAUAUAUAGUUUUAAAUAUAGUAUGACGCAUUCACGUUUGUUGAACGUUUCGUUUUAAUUUCGUUAUUUUACUGAUAUGAAUCAAACGCGAAGUUUACUUUGACAGAUCUCAGGGAUCAAUAUUAGUGAUACGAUAACGAAUUAUGUUUCCGAAGUUUAUCGGGCGCACCUUGUAAUCGCAUAACUUUUGUCGGAUAAAAGUUAACCUAAAUAAACGAACUGAAGCCAGAAUAGAAGCUAAUGGACCACGCUAAGUAUGGAAUUGAUUGGAAAAGGAAACAAUAAAAACACUUGUAGUAGUUAAAGCUACUUAAGGAAAAAAAUCGCAUUGUGUGCCAACGACGCUAUCAAGUCGAAUAAUAUUGCCGGUAAUAUGCUAAUGAAUGGAUUGAAGAUUUAAUUUUAUACACAGUCGUAUAAUGUUGUAAAUCACGGAGAUGUUACGGCGAAAUAGGUUGAAACAUAGAAUAAUAUCCAUCGGUUUCAUCAUUCUUGCGACAAUAUUUUACAAUGAAUUUCUUGUAUAUGAAGUGCAAAAGUUCAAAUGGGCUAUGCGCGAGUGUUCUGAAUGCGUCAAGGUGCUCCUCGUUGCAGACCCGCAAAUACUCGGGGAAAAAUAUGAGAAUUAUUUUGGUUCAUGGAUAGCGAGAUGGGACAGCGACAGGUACUUAGAGAAAACUUUCUCAAGAGCAGUAAAAUAUUCUCAACCACAUGUUAUUGCUUUUCUUGGUGAUCUUAUGGACGAAGGUCAUGUAGCUAAUGCAGAAGAUUUUGAAAGAUAUAAGAGAAGGUUGGAUUCGAUAUUUUCAAUGCCAGAAGAUAUAAUGAAAAUUUAUUUACCAGGGGAUAAUGACAUAGGAGGUGAGGAUGAUCGUGUCUCUUCUAACAUUCAUAAAAGAUUCAAUUUUGCAUAUACUCAGCCAGAUACAUUAGUUUAUAAAACCGUUACUUUUUUCAAGGUCAAUAGAUUGACGCGUACAAUGCCAGAAGCGCCAAAGGAUGCAUUUCUUAAUGAUUACGCAGAAAGAAACACGACCAAUGUUAUUCUUAGUCAUAUGCCUCUGUUGUUUAUGCCUGGCAGCUUUGUGCAAAAUGUAAUCAAAGAAUUAUCACCGCAAGUGAUUUUUACUGCACACGAGCACAAAGCGAUGCAUGUGAGUCUAGACACAGCAACAGAUCAAUUGAGCGAGAUUUGGAUUCUUCCGCCAUACGAAACGCCUCUGUAUCAAUUGAGAAUGGAUGUAGGGGAUAUUCAUGAAGUACAAAUACCGACCUGUUCUUACAGAAUGGGUACACCACAUAUGGGUUACGGACUCGCAUACAUAGAUACUCAAGAAAAAACUGUCGAGUUCACAAUUUUAUGGCUACCAGGCAGAUUUCCGCAGCUACGUGCUUAUAUAUUUAUUGUUAUAUUGGUCAUUGUACUUGCCACUUGUUCUUUUGUCUCAGGCUGUUGCGUGAAAAGCUAUGCAACUUACAAUCGUAUACCUUCUGUAUAAAGUAGCAUACAAUCAAAAGUACUUAUAUCAUGCUUAAAUGAUGAAUUAACUUGAUGUAACUUAGAUACAAAGAUCCGUCCAGACAAUAUUAUUUCUUUAUAUUGUUUAUAUUCCGAGUAAAAACGAGGCUCCAUAUAA
Nylanderia fulva is the source of this 1638-nucleotide messenger RNA. It is a transcript of the gene Mppe, whose product is annotated as Metallophosphoesterase. The record is from RefSeq and is a predicted model, not a curated record. Gene Ontology annotation, cellular component: endoplasmic reticulum. Gene Ontology annotation, biological process: GPI anchor biosynthetic process. Gene Ontology annotation, molecular function: hydrolase activity. NCBI's taxonomy places the organism in Eukaryota, Metazoa, Arthropoda, Insecta, Hymenoptera, Formicidae.